AUGUCCAACACGGCUGUGUGUCUGGUCGCUGUUGCGCUUCUCUGCGGAGGAGCUUUGGCGACUCCAUUACGCAGCAGCGCGCCGCCGGGGCCGGACGCAACGCUCUGCACCAAACACGCCAGAUCUCUUCUGCUCAGGCUGAGGAGCGUCCUGGAUUCAGCGCUGGAGGAACAGAGUGGAAGCGACGCUUUGUUCCACGGCUUUAACUGCACGGAUCUGCGCGCUGAACUGAGGCCGGACAGCCAGACGGUCGCCGUGUGCCAGCCCGACCAGUAUGUGACAUGUUCUGACCAAAGCAGCUCUUCAUUCAGCGAGCCUGAAUGUCUGAAGAACGUCAGAGGAGACCUGCAGUAUUACCAGCUGAUGCUGAGAGACUACGUGAAGUCUCUGGAUCAGAAGCAGAAAUCUCGAUCCAUCGCUGAGCUCACCUCCAUUACCAAACUGAUACAAACCCUUCAGGAGGAAUGUCCACUACUGCCAAAAACCGAGGAGCCCCCAACGACAACCUGGGUAGCCAAAGACCCGUUCUAUGACCGCAUGGAUCUGUGCAAGCAGCUGAAGGGUUUCCACAUCCGCACCAUCACCAUCAACAGAGUGCUCGGCUACAUCAGCACUGGGGAGUACAAGAAAUAA
This is a messenger RNA of Colossoma macropomum (tambaqui), 633 nucleotides long. It is a transcript of the gene il12a, whose product is annotated as interleukin 12a. The record is from RefSeq and is a predicted model, not a curated record. Gene Ontology annotation, biological process: immune response. NCBI's taxonomy places the organism in Eukaryota, Metazoa, Chordata, Actinopteri, Characiformes, Serrasalmidae. The coding region runs from base 1 to 633 and encodes 210 amino acids. Gene Ontology annotation, cellular component: extracellular region. The transcript has 7 exons. Gene Ontology annotation, molecular function: interleukin-12 receptor binding; growth factor activity.